This is a messenger RNA of Brachypodium distachyon (stiff brome), 3738 nucleotides long. Its product is annotated as lysine-specific demethylase JMJ25. The record is from RefSeq and is a predicted model, not a curated record. The transcript is spliced from 17 exons. Gene Ontology annotation, molecular function: histone H3K9 demethylase activity; chromatin DNA binding; transcription coregulator activity. Bases 86 to 3208 code for a protein of 1040 amino acids. Gene Ontology annotation, cellular component: chromatin; histone deacetylase complex. Lineage: Eukaryota; Viridiplantae; Streptophyta; Magnoliopsida; Poales; Poaceae. Gene Ontology annotation, biological process: regulation of transcription by RNA polymerase II.
AGACCAGGAACCGACCGACUCUUGUGUCUUUGUUCUCUUCUCCGGCGAUCCCGCUUCCGAAUUCCGGCCAGCAGCCGCCGCAGGGAUGCCGCCGAAGCGUGGGAGGGGAAGGCCGCCCAAGGACCCGGCCGCCGACGCCGAGGAGAACGGUGAGAAGGAGUUCGGGGAGGAGAUACCGCAGGCUUCCGGUGUGGUGGAGAAUGAUGAGAACAAGGAAAAUGGGGAGAUACUGCAGACUUCUUCUGAGGAGCACGGUGAGAACAAUGGUCAAGAAGAGAUGCCACAUACUUCUGCUGAGGAGAAUGGCGCAGAUGAGAGAACUGAGACCUCAAAACCCACAAGAAAGCGCAGGGGGGAUCCUCUUGCUGACCCCUCUUCUCUUGAGAUUAUGACCAGGCAACUUAGGGCGAGGCGCAGCGCUCUGGUGAUAGAUGUGCCUGUGCCUAAGGCCAUGCCUAAGCCCAAGCCUAAGAAUACAAAAAGGAUGGACGGAACGUCAACCAUGUGUCAUCAAUGCCAGAGGAGGGACAAAGGCAGAGUUGUACGGUGUGUAGGCUGCAAAGAAUAUACGAGGAGAUACUGUGUGACGUGCAUGACUCGCUGGUAUCCUCAAUUAACAGAAGAUGACUUUGUGAAGAAUUGUCCAUUUUGUCGCAAUAAUUGCAACUGCAAGACUUGUCUGCGGAAAAACAUAAUACAGAAGGUUGACAAUUGGAUCCCUGACAAAGAUACAACUAAAUUCUCUCUUCGAAUUGCACAUUUUUUACUCCCUUGGCUGAAAGACUUUCACUGCGAGCAGAUGCUUGAGAAAAGUGUUGAAGCCACACUUAGAGGCAUUGACACGUGUGACGUGAAGGUUCCUCAAGCCAAUGUUAAUAAAGAUGAGCGGAUAUACUGCGACAACUGCAGGACAUCUAUUGUUGAUUUUCACAGAAGCUGCAGCAAAUGCUCCUAUGAUCUCUGCCUCAGUUGCUGCCAGGAGGUUCGUCAAGGUCUUACUUCUGGGUGUGGUACUGCAAGUGACCUGGUCCUUAGGCAACCUGUGGUAGAAGGCAAGAAGGAUCUGCAAAAAGGUAGUGAUCAUGCUAUUGUUGUAAGUGAAAGGUCUUCUUAUGGGCAAAGUUGCCUGCUGAGUGAUAAUGCAGUGCCUGUUGAGGACAGUGCUCCUAGUUUGAAACAAUGGAGGUUAGAUAGCAAUGGAAGCAUACAAUGCCCGCCAAAUGCAUUUGGUGGUUGUGGAGAUUCUGUGCUUGAACUUAAGUGCUUGUUGGAGGAGAAUCUUAUUCCUGACUUACUGGUGAAAGCCGACUCAGUGGUCAACAAUGAAACAGCGCUGGAGGUGGUAGGUUCAAAAUGUUCUUGUUUUGCUGACUCUGGUGAGAUGAUCAAUGGAAUGUCGCGGAAAUUGGCCUAUAGAGAGAACUCCAGUGAUAACUACAUAUAUUGCCCAACUGCCAGAGACGUUCAAAAUGGAGACUUGGAUCAUUUUCAGGAGCACUGGUUGAAGGGUCAGCCUGUUAUUGUUCGCAACGUGCUUGAGUUAACUUCUGGGUUGAGUUGGGAACCAAUGGUAAUGUGGCGGGCCUUACGAGAAAAGAAAGACAAGGAUGAGUAUGAGCGGCUGGCAGUUACAGCUCUUGAAUGCCUGACUUGGUUUGAGGUUGAUGUGAACAUUCACAAGUUUUUUGAGGGGUAUUCCCGUGGAGCUGUUGGUCCACAGAAUUUGCCCUUGUUACUUAAACUUAAAGAUUGGCCACAACAUAGCUCAUUCGAGGAGCGACUGCCACGGCAUGGUGCUGAAUUCAUGUCUGCUUUGCCAUUUCGUGUAUAUACAGAUCAUACAUCUGGCCCCCUUAAUCUGGCAGUGAAGCUUCCAAAAGAGGUUAUAAAGCCAGACCUUGGUCCAAAGACUUAUAUUGCUUAUGGUGUGUCUCAAGAACUGGGAAUUGGUGAUUCUGUUACGAAGCUUCAUUGCGACAUGUCUGAUGCGGUCAAUAUCCUUACACAUACUGAUGAAAUAAAGCUCAAAACACAAAGGAUUAGAGCAGUUAAGGAAAAGAAACAGAGCUUGACCAUGCAUAAAGGCAGUGGAAAUCUCCAAGCUUCAGGAACAGAUCCUGAUUGCGACAUGUUGAUGCCUCUCAGCGAAUCAACCAAGGUGGCAAGACCUGAAGGAUUUGGACAUGGCUCAAGCAUUACGCAGCCAGUGCCAGAUGUUGUUUUACAGGAGCGGGAAGGUGACGUGAUAGCUGAUGAAGCUGAAGGAAACUUGACUGUGAAUGGCCAAUCAUCCAUUCAAGGCAAUACAGAUCCUAUGGAUGUUUCUUUUUCCAUGGAGAAAGCAGACAAAACAUUCUGUGAUAUCAAUGGAAUUGAGAAGGUCGGUAAUGGAUCCAGCAGUGACUAUAAAAGUGAACCUCCUAAUGAUGUAGAAGGAACUUCUGAACCUACUGGUCCGCAAACACGCCACAAGCGACACUCAACAAAGGAAUUAAAGGAAACAGGCACAGAAAGUGAGGAAGCAGAUGAAGCUGAAACAAGCCGCAAGCGACGCAAGCGACGAUCAACAGAGGAAUUAAUUGAAAUAAGUGCAGAAAGUGGGGUGCCUGAAAUUGACAUAAUUCUUGAGACAAAAGAUGAUGACCAAUUUGUAGAGGAAAACCAGCCAGAGGGUGGUGCAUUGUGGGAUAUAUUCCGACGAGAAGAUGUCAGCAAACUACACGAUUAUCUGAUGAAGCAUUCGGAGGAGUUUAGGCAUUACAAUUAUGAACCAGUGAAGCAGGUUGCACAUCCUAUUCACGAUCAAUGCUUUUAUCUAACAAAUGAGCACAAGAAAAAGCUUAAAGAAGAAUAUGGAGUUGAGCCUUGGACAUUUGAACAGAAGCUUGGUGAUGCGGUCUUUAUCCCUGCAGGAUGCCCCCACCAAGUCAGAAAUUUGAAGUCAUGUAUAAAGGUUGCACUUGACUUCGUUUCUCCGGAAAAUGUACAUGAGUGCAUCCGGCUGACAAAAGAAUUCCGUCUACUUCCAAAAGGACAUAGGGUGAAUGAAGAUAAGCUUGAGGUUAAGAAGAUGGCUCUUUAUGCACUGAAAGAAGCAAUUAAGGAUCUAACAGAAACUAAAGGCAAUGAAAGCUGUAGUGAUCCCGGAAAUGGAAAAGCACCAAAAACAUGCCGUGGCCGUGGCCGUGGCCGCCGAAGUAAAAGAUGAGUCCGCUAGAUUUUGCUGUCAUCAUUGCCUGUCCGCCCAAUGAUUUCUGGUGGCGGCCUGUUUUGGUUUAGCUCCAGUGUCCAUAUGUACGACAUGAUAUAUUUGUUGUUAACAUUUGGAAGGAGCACGGAUAACUAGAGAAUCCUGUACCUGGACCACAGAACAAGCCAGGCAGCUGAUGUUCCAGCUUUCUCAGGAGGACAUAUCUUCACCUGAGAUAUCGGCUGAAAGAGCUUUGUUGUAGGUGUUGUGCCUGGUGUUCCUUUUGAUGGUGCCCUACUGAUGAUUACCUGUAGCUGUAGGGCUGUGAAAGCUGUAGGGCUGUGAAAUUGAAAAGGCUCUCUGCUGACUUAGCUGCGGUUUGCCCGUAACCUAAAUUACCUGGUGGUGGUGGUAUUUUGCAUGUAGUCUGAAGACAGGUUGAUGUAACUUGUAAGGUGGUAUUUUACAGAUGGAAGCAUGGUGUUGACCUCUGGUAUUAUCAGGUUGACUUAAUUGGUUAAAUCAUUGCAUGUGUUUGAGUUCAUCCA